Molecule: messenger RNA, 1971 nt
Organism: Maudiozyma barnettii
Lineage: Eukaryota; Fungi; Ascomycota; Saccharomycetes; Saccharomycetales; Saccharomycetaceae
Gene: CST6
Product: Cst6p
Exons: 1
Coding region: 1-1971 (656 amino acids)
Biological process (GO): regulation of transcription by RNA polymerase II
Molecular function (GO): RNA polymerase II cis-regulatory region sequence-specific DNA binding; DNA-binding transcription factor activity, RNA polymerase II-specific
Source: RefSeq, a predicted model, not a curated record
AUGAAUUAUAAUCAACAGCAGUAUUUGAACGACUACCUCGUGGAUUCAACAGUAUUGUCGGAUCCAAACACAUUUAAACAGAAUAACAUGUCAGGUGGUACUAUUACCACCAAUAAUAAUUCUACCCAGUCCAUUAAUACUACUACUACUAAUAAUAAUCAUGAUACCACCUCUAAUAAUAGUAAUAGUAACAACACUCAGUUGGAGAAUAAUCCAACUAUAAUAAAUGCAUCAUCUUCAAAUAUAAGUCCCACAGAUAACGGUAACACGAACCUUCCAGACCAAAUUGGCAUGGUGUCACAGGAACAGCUAUCUAAUGGUUUACCCAUCUCCAUUAAUACGGCUAAUGCAUCAUAUCCACAGCCAACUAGUAAUACCGCAGGGACAGCUGUCUCUGCUGCUCCUGUUGCAAGAACUAGAACAGGAAUUAUCAAUGGAAAUCAACAAACUACAAAAGUGCCUAUGAACCUUCAAAUGAAUCAAAUGUCAGAUAAUAAUAAUAAUUUAACUACUAUGCCUAAUGGAGUUGGCCGUUCUGGAAGCAUAGGGACUGUUCAAAAUAAUAUUAGCAAUGAUCUUUCUGAUAACGGUAGGUUACCUCCAAAUGGUAUCCCGCAAACCAGUAAUCAAACGUAUGCAAAUGAUGGUAACGGAAUGGAAACAAAUGAUAUGAGUUAUCAAAAUGCAAAUGCGAACAACAGACAAUACUAUUUAAUGAAUAUGGCAAAUAACCCUCAUUUGAUGAAUGAUGCCUCCAUACAAGAAACUUUAUCACCAUAUUUCCAACCGUUUGGUGUAGAUGUCGCACACUUGCCAAUGACAAACCCCCCUAUUUUCCAAAGCUCUUUACCAGUAUACGAUGAACCGGUCCCUAGGAGACGUAUCUCUAUCUCUAAUGGCCAAAUUAGCCAAUUAGGGGAAGAUAUCGAAACAGUGGAAAAUCUGUACAACACGCAACCCCCACCUUUGCCUAAAUACCACGAUCCGAAUCAUACUUACCAAAGUGUAAAUAAACAAAUGGUUUCACAAGGAGCUGCCGCAGCACAACAACCUUCAAACGGAGCUUAUCAUAUUCCUCCUCAACAGUCACAACAGGUUAUGCCUUCGAAUGGGAUUCGUCAAAAGCAAGGCUCUAUAACCGGUAUGACGUACGUUAAUGGUGGCAUGGCACCAAAUGAACCAGGUAUGCGUCCUUCAUAUCAGGAAAGGCUCUCACAACAACAACAACAACAACCAGUAUUACAACCUUCCAUACGAAAAUCAUUAAAUCAACAAAUGAAUCCCGUAUAUGUACAACAGAUGAAUUAUAGGACGGAUACUAAUGUGAAUCCACAGCUAAAGCAACAACUUCAAGAAAAUGCUAUACCGUCAACAGCUCCAGGGCAUUUGGAACAUCGUAACUCUCUACCCCAAUCGGAAUUAAAGUUUCCUGAUCCAAGGGUUAAACAGGAAUAUCUAGAUGGUAGUGAAAGCUCAUCGAUUCCUCCGCAACAGGAACUCCCUAAAUAUAAUUCCUACGGUGUAUAUGAAAGAUCAGGAGAAGCAACCCCUGGUACUACUGCGUGGAAAAGAGCAAGAUUAUUGGAAAGAAAUAGGAUUGCCGCUUCCAAAUGUAGACAACGUAAGAAAGUUGCUCAAUUACAGUUACAAAUUGAUUACGACAAAAUUAGCAAAGAAAAUGUGAUUUUGAGAAAAAAAUUAGUCUAUUACGAAAAACUAAUAUCUAAGUUUAAGAAAUUCACUGAAUCGCAUUUUAACACAUGUCACAAGACUAGUAGCAGUGUUAAUGAUGAUGACAAAAAUGCAUUAAAGAUCAUACAAGAGAUGUUAAUGAUAGAUGAAGAUAUUCAUGAGGUAAAUGACAAUGGGAAGAUAAUAAAAUUGAGUGUGAAGGACCUGUCACCUUCAGUUCCAAUUACCCCAAGUCAGUUAGGUGAUUCGGACAUUAUAUCUGAUGGAGAAAUCGAUUAA